AUGAAUUUAUUAGAUUUGAUAUAAGUUGAAGUAACGUAACAAAUUAUUUAGGUUUCAAAUUACUUUCCAAAACUGAUUAAUAAAUUAUAAGAAUUGGGAUAAGAGACUGUUACUAUUAUUAAGCCAGAAAACUCAUUAAUGCAAAUUUAAUUCAUUUUUACUAUUCUAGACGAAGUAUUGGGGUAUAUAAUGAAUAAUAUUAUUAUAGAUUGUUAAACAAUUUAAAUCAAUAGUACGCUUAAUUGGAAGAACAAUUGUAGAAUUACGAAGGAUAAUGCAGAGAUCAUAUUAGGGUAUCGAAGAGAAAAUUAACAAAUAGACAGAAUAGAGAUUGAAGCUUUAUUGUGAAAAUGUAUAAGAGCUAUAUGAUUAACAGAUUAUUAUUGAAAAAGAUUAUAAACAUUAAAUCAAUGUAACAUAAUCAUUUAUAUUUAUUAGAAUUAAUAAAAAGAAAUAGCUCUAUUGAAAAAAGAAUUAAAUGAAUCUUAAAAUAUUAGGAAGGAUAAAAACUAUCUGGAUAAUUCUAAACAAACAAUUAUUUUAGAAAAUAAAUAUAGGUCAUCCAUUUUUUAAAAUGGUUUUCAAAAUUAAGCAUUUGCUAUAAAAUUAAACCAUCGAAAAAAUAGAUCAAUUACUGAAGCAUAAGAAGUUUUAACUAAGUAAAAAAUCAUAUAAUUAUUAGAACAAAAUAAUCUAUGGAUGAAAGACAAUAUUAAUUAUCUUUAGAUAAGACUUAAGAAUUAAUAACAAAUUAAACAAGACCUAAAUCUAGAAUCAAUCCUAAUUAGAAGUCAAUGACUUUAUAACUGACUUCUAUUAAUAAAGGAAAUAUAAUCAAAAGAUCUUGA
This is a messenger RNA of Paramecium sonneborni, 848 nucleotides long. NCBI's taxonomy places the organism in Eukaryota, Ciliophora, Oligohymenophorea, Peniculida, Parameciidae. The record is from the annotation of a GenBank genome assembly.